AAAAAAAUGUAAUAAAAUAUUCAAGGUCGUCGUGCGAUAAAUCGCGUAAAUAAAGCAACGGUUGAUUGUUUGAACUUUGAUGACUUGCUAAUUUACUCUUUCUUAUUCGUUUACUUAUAGAAUGUCUCAAGAUCGUCCAUCAUCGCGCGAUGGCACCAGCAAAAUCAUGAGUCAUGUUCUGAUGCAAACAUCGCCAAUUCAGUACGCUACUGCUGCUACGAGUAACAACAUCAACAACAAUAAUAACAACAUCAACAACAACAACCUGAUUCUCAAUAAAAAUAACUUUUUGACAAUUGAAACAUCCAACAACAUUUCAAACACAUUGAUUCAUAACAAAAACAGUUGCAGUGCAAUGUUAGCAAGUUCAUCAGCAACAAACUCUAUUCUAACGCCGUCUGUGAAUUAUAUAACAACGACAACAAAUGUUGAUGGCCAGAAUGAGGUCAACGGAAGUCAGAUUGUAUUGCUUGCUAAUGAGAACUUGGAGCCAUCGGAUAAUGAACAGACGCCAGACACUGUUGAUCGGAAAGUUACGAAUGGAGCAACAGAUGAAGAAUUAACGCCCCUGCAUUGGCUUCACGAUAAAAAUUUAUUGAAAGGAAUUAAUUUAUCAUGUCCCAAAGUGCAAUCACCGUCCGAAACGAAUGAAAGAAACGCUGGUGGACGUACAAGCACCGCUGGUGAUUCAAUUGAUGAUUCGGGAGUUUCAGAAGAUAACAAUUCUAUCGUGAAUUCUUCAAGUGAACAUAAUGGACAUUCAACAUCACCAUCAUCACCUAAACCAUUAAACUACACAACAACUGAUAACAAUAGUAGCAACUUGUUAAUUAAUUCGUUAAGUUCCGUCAAAAGUUUGGAAAAAAAUAGUCAAAAUAGUUUAAGUAACACAACAGCCGUCGUUACAUCGACGACAUCAAAUGAUAUCAAUAUGAAAUCGGCAGCGGGUCUUAGCAAUAAUAGUCUUAACAAUAGUCUUAGUUCAUUGGAUCAUUAUCAGAGUAGCAAUUUAAGCUCGGAAGAGUCGAUUAAUCAAAUCAUUAAAACACCUCAAACACCUCAUCAACAUUUUCAUAAGAAAUAUCUGAGGGAGACGUUGAAGCAGCAAGAUGAAGAAAAGAAACAACAACAGCAAGAACAAAUGCAUAUUCAAAAUGCUCACAUGAGCUCUUACAUCAUAACAAAGAAUCAGUCUGAAGGUCGCUACAUCUACGCUGAUGAACGCGACAUAAUCGCUAAUUAUAAUAACAAUAAUAACAACAACAACAUCCAAAGCAAUUACGAGAAGAGUCAUGAAUAUGAUUUAUCACAAAAGAUCAUCGACUAUGCUACACCAAAGUCAACUUCUUACUCUUCGGGAUCAUCAAUCGCAAGCUCAUCAUCAUCAUCGCCUUCGCCAAAACAAAAGCAACAUCCAAAUAAUAUUCCAUAUGAUCCGUUGGUGCAUACAGCGAGUAAGCCACCAUACAGUUUCAGUUCCUUAAUCUUCAUGGCUAUUGAAGAUUCACUUCAAAAGGCGUUGCCAGUGAAGGAAAUUUACGCUUGGAUCAUUCAACAUUUUCCUUACUUCAAAACGGCACCAACUGGGUGGAAAAACAGUGUUAGACAUAAUUUAUCACUCAACAAAUGCUUUCAAAAAGUUGAAAAAGCAGCUUCACCAAAUGUUGUUCCAUUACAGAAUCUCGGCAAAGGUUCUUUGUGGAUGGUUGAACCUCAAUAUCGUCCUAACUUAAUUCAAGCUUUGACACGAUCACCAUUUCAUCCUUGUUCAACAUGGGAGAAGCAUGCAAAGAAUCUUAUCAAAACACCAAGUGAAAGUCCGGGAUCAAAGCAAAGUAACGGAUCUGCACGUCUUCCAAAUCCGGAACAUUUUCCAUUUUUAUCACGUCGAUUAGCAGCCGCAAUGGAAAGUUAUGACGAAGAGGGUCAAAGUCGCGCAAGUACUCCAUCAACAAAUUACGAAGUCCCCCAAAAUUAUAGCACAAACGGAAUGGUGAUUUAUCAAAACAAUAACUCAAUCAUCAUUAACGGAAAUAUUCAUAAUUCAGAGCUGAUGAGCCGCGAGUUAAAUGCUGAGACGAUUGAUGAUGUCAAUGCAGCAACCGCUAUGUUGGCAUUGAAACAUGGACCGAAAAUAUUCACUGAAGGAAUUCCGUUUGCACACCCGCCAAUUAUAACAACGUCGCCGAGUGAAGAUCACACAUAUUCUGCAUUUACCGGUGGCAAGAAUGGAACUGACAAUAAUAGUAAUGGAACGUCGUCAGAUGCUGCCUAUGAAAGUAGUGAAGAAAGUCCCAACGUUGUUUAUCAAUUCAGUCAACCUUUAAAUGAGAAAGAGAUGGAAGAACAGCGACGUCAAGCUGAAGGUGUAGAUGCUUUGUUGAAUCUUGCUGGUUAUAAUACGAGUACAACUCUUCUUCUUAAACGACCAGCAUCGGUGGAUGAGCCUCAACAAUUUGAGAAGAAACAAUAUUUCUAUACAACAGAAAUUGCGCCGUCAAAUCAAUAUCAUUCAAAUGACUACUACACAAAUGAACCACCGACAAAGAAGACUAAAUCAAGAAUAUUGCGCAAUAAAUUAAAGAAAAAGCCGUGGUAUCGAUAGUUGACAUGUCGUUGGUUUGAAAGACUUUUAAUGGGACAUUAUUGCGGAUAGCUAACAGAAAUGGAAAGUUUAGAGAAAUAAAAAAAAAUUAAAGUUUUUAAUGCCUUCGCUUAGAAAUUUGCUUGUGUUUAAAAACCUCCGAAGGAAGAGAAAGAUUAGAAUGAUUGUUGGAGUAACAAGUGACAUAAAACAAUGGAUAAGCGAUAAAAUACCGAUGAAUGAUGAUAAAAACAAUUCCCAAAUAAAAUUUUGUUUAGCUCGAUUACUAAAACGAGAAACGAAGCGUGUUGAGCUUUAAAACAUGAAAAGGAAGAAAAAAAACUUUUAGAUAAUCCUAAUUUUUUGAUUGCAUUUUUGUAAAAUGAUGUAAGUUUUAAGUCGCUAAAGUUUGAAUUAAAAAAUAGCAAAAUUAUCUUUAAAGUUUUCUUUUUUAGAAUAAUUUCUAUCGAUGCGCUAUUGCAUUAAUGUUAACUCUUGUUUGAGACAUUAGUCAAUCAACUAUUAUUUGUCCUUACAAAGCUAAUGAACUGUAGUUUAUUCCCUCGUUAUGUUAAUUAGAUAAAAGGAAAAAAAUGGAAAAUGCAUAAGAAAAUAUUUUAAAUUAAAUUUUCUAGGGGAAAUUAUAUUGAUUUAUAGUGCCAAUGUGUUAACUCAAUUCGUUAUUCUUUUGACUUUGAUGAUCGUCCUUAAUUUGAAGAAAGAAAAUUUUUUGUUGCUUUGAUUUUUAAAAAAUCAUUUCUAAAUUCUAUUGAAUGAACUGAAACUUUGUGAACUUUCCUGUCUCCGCCUUAAUGAAUGGAAAGAAAACGAUCUAGUUUCGGAGUACAAAAUUAUACUAAAAGAACAUUUUCGAUCGCAAUGAAAAAUAAAUUAGAUAUUUAUCAUAAUGAAACAAAAAAGAAAUUUUCGCUAUAAUUUCUUUAAAUAGAAUUUUCUGACUUUAAUGAUUAAACCACAUUUAACAUUUUGUGUCAUAUUUCCGCGUAAAUAAAUUAUUUGGAGAAAAUGAAAUCAAAAAGCGAGAAAUGUGGAAGAAAAUGAAACUUUUUUCAAAAUUAAACUGAUGAUCAUGUCACAAAGAAAGAAAAAAUUAAAUAAAUAAUAUUAAAAAGAAAUGAGAAAAGAGACGAAACACGUUAGUCAGUCAUAAUAAAUGAGAAUAAAUUAUGUAAUUUAACGGAAUGAUUUUUUUCUUAAGCUAUGAAAAUGAAAUAACAUGAUAGAGUGCCUGUAAUCUUUUAAUUGAUUUAAAACAUAAUGUGCAUAAAUUGUGCAUUUCCUUUAGAUUUCACUUCUUUUUUUGUUUCUUGAAAAUGAAAAUAAAAUCAGAUUGAUAUUCAAUUAAAAUUAAAAGAG
Molecule: messenger RNA, 3961 nt
Organism: Clunio marinus
Lineage: Eukaryota; Metazoa; Arthropoda; Insecta; Diptera; Chironomidae
Source: the annotation of a GenBank genome assembly